AUUGAACCAACUUAACUGUUAAUUUAGUGCACAGUUAUUUGUACCACGCAUAUUUGCUUUUUUACGCGCAUUUAUAGUUACCUCGAACAUUCCUCGACGCCGACCACAACAGAAGCAUCAUAAAAUGAUGAAAUCAAGUGUCCACCAAGUUCGUGCAACCUGGCCGACACGCUGAACUUUGCUAUGCGCACUUUGCAGGAUGCCAACUUUAAGUGCGAAGAGGUGCAACAGGCUGCUGUCGAUUAUGUCUACGGGGAAUCCAACUGUCGGCAGCAUGCGGUCUACGAGGUGGGCAUGACAUGUUCGACUGCUGUGCAUCUGCCCAAGCAGCACGUGGAGUUCGGCAACGCCAACUGUGUGCUGACUUUGGUGGGCUUUGAGAAGAUGGAGCAACAUGACCCGCCUGGCCUCCGAGCGUCAGAAUUUGCAGGUUGUGGAGCUGCGUGUCUGCUUCUCGGCCAAUGAACUGGUCACCUACGAGAGCAAGGCCGGCGAACUCAUUGAUGGUGGCGUGGUCAACUCCUAGGGCCCACCGCUGGGCGCCUCACGCUUGGCUGUCAAAAAUAUCAGAAAAUGCGGAAAAAACAUACAGAAAGAUCCAUGUGAA
This is a messenger RNA of Drosophila virilis, 607 nucleotides long. Its product is annotated as sterol carrier protein 2. The record is from RefSeq and is a predicted model, not a curated record. NCBI's taxonomy places the organism in Eukaryota, Metazoa, Arthropoda, Insecta, Diptera, Drosophilidae. Gene Ontology annotation, molecular function: acyltransferase activity.